AUGUCCAAGCAAGUAUAUGUCAAAAAACAGGUUCAAGAGAGGAUCAAAAUCAAUUCCAAGGAAAAAGAGAUGCCAAAUGCUAAUAAAAACAACUUAUUAUCCAAAAAUCUGAAAAAUAAUUAUCCAAUUAGGCUGCAAAGAACUUGCUCAGCUUCUUCAUUAUCUUCUCUGUCUUUAAUCAAGCGGUGCAAUUGGAUUACGAACAAUAGCGAUAAAGUUUACGUACGAUUUCACGACGAGUGCUGGGGAGUUCCGGUUUAUGACGACAAUCGGUUGUUCGAGGUGCUUGCAAUGUGUGGAAUGCUUAUGGAUUUCAACUGGACUGAGAUCUUGAAAAAGAGAGAACUUCUAAGAGAAGCUUUUGGAGGUUUUGAUCCUAAAUUUGUGAGCAAAAUCAGUGAGAAAGAGAUUAUUGAGAAAGCCUCAGACAAGGAACUAAAAUUAGCUGAAAGCAGAGUGAGGUGCAUAGUGGACAAUGCAAAAUGCAUAAGAAAGGUUGCAAGUGAAUGUGGAUCUUUCAGCAGCUACAUGUGGGACUAUGUGAGCUACAAACCAUUGAUCAACAAGUUCAAAUAUCCAAGGAAAGUACCAUUAAGAAGUCAAAAAUCAGAUAUUAUAAGUAAGGAUUUGGUGAGGCGCGGGUUCCGACUCGUGGGGCCCGUGAUUGUGUAUUCGUUCAUGCAGGCAGUCGGGAUGACUAUCGACCAUCUAGUCGACUGUUUUAGAUAUGGGGAGUGCGUAAAUCUUGCUGAAAGGCCAUGGAGACAUGUUUCAUAG
Striga asiatica is the source of this 777-nucleotide messenger RNA. NCBI's taxonomy places the organism in Eukaryota, Viridiplantae, Streptophyta, Magnoliopsida, Lamiales, Orobanchaceae. The record is from the annotation of a GenBank genome assembly.